AAAAAUACUUACGUCACAAGUUGAACGGAAGUGCGAUUGCGCACGUAUCUCCCUUUUGAAACGUUGUUGGAAUUUAUCAACAUCUAUUGCCUUAAUCGAUCUCUUAACAAAUGCCAAAUUGUGCAAAUAACAUUUACCAUAGUGUGAGAACUUGAAAUAAACGAAUUGUUUAUUGCACAUUGGCUCGAGAUUUGUAGACUAUUUACUUAAUCACAGAGAAUACUGGGCUGGACAAGAUGGCCAGCUGCAAUUUUCAGGCGCAGUUGGUCUCCAUAAUGGAGGUUUUAGCUAAAGCAGCUGUAGCAGAAAUAAACCAACGUGUAGAUGAUAGCUGUGCAGUUAUACGUUUGGAAAUUACCCAAAGCCAGCGAGAUAUUGAUGUACUGAAAAGGAAGUGUCAAAUGAUGGAGAGCGAGCUGAAGAAAACACAACGAGUCAGGAGAAAAGUUUUUUACCCGAUGGCAUCAGAGAGAUCUUCAUAUCCAGUCAAGAUUGUUUUGAACAAGCAGAGGAGUACCUCACAGUGGAGAGAAGGAGAGAUGACUGUUGAAGAGGACUCUCAACCCCAGCCUACAGAUGUGGAGCAGAGAGUGGAGACUGAACCCAUACUGAUCAAAGAUGAGGAGACAGCAGAAGACGUGUGGAAGACUGACCAUCAGGAAGAGCUCAGGGUCACUGGAGAGGGUGGGUGCGACCAUAAGGGAGUCUGGUUCCAAGCCUGGGAAACCACCAUCUUUUGAGCAACGGCACUGUAAUGAAGACUUCAUCACACAACCCAACAUAUCUCUCGAAGACUCAGUGGAACAUUACCCCAAUUCUGAUCAUCCAGAGGAACCAGGCACACCCCGGCUCGCGUCUACAGAGGUGUUCAGCACAGAGCAGCACCAGCCAGACAAGGACUCACUAGAGCUAGUGAUGGUGAAGGAUGAGAAAGAGGAGGAGCUAGAUCAGACCACGGCCCUGGCAGGACCUGACCAGUUUGUUAUGGAUGAGACUGAUGGGCAGCUGUGGACCUCUGUGGAUCCAGGCAGAGACACUGACCCUGAUGGCCACCCAGAUUUCUCCUUUCAUUCCACAGAAGAGUACUCUCAGAAUAUCUCAAUUUUCCCAUCUCAUAGUGGGCUGCCAUCCGUUCCUACUAUGACAGAUGAUGUAGGGCCAUCGCUUCACUCUUCUAUAUGGAAACCACAUGCUAACAUGUUCAGUGCAGGAUCACACAUGAAAAGACAUGUCAGGACAUUGGCUGAUGAGACUAGACAACAGAUGUCAGAUGGAGAGAGCAGCGAGAGGCUGAACUUAAAUAAUGAAGGAAAUAGUUUAGCUCUACAGCCAAUGCAGCAUCAAUACAGGGCUUCAGAAUCAACAGUGAGAAUGAGUGAAUGCAUGACAGGGUCAAACAUGGGCACCACCUCCACCUUCUCUGGAUACAGCCUGAGUCGCAGUAGUUUUAACAUGGUGAAGAGAAUGAGGACUCAGUGGAGGUCGGGCGGCACCACCGAGAGGCGUUUCAGCUGCACCUUCUGUGGGAAGAGCUUCCAGCGUUUCAGCGAGCUCAAAGUACACCUCCGGAGUCACACCGGCGAGAAACCGUACACCUGUGAACAGUGUGGCAGGAGUUUCACCCAGCAGUGCAACCUGAUCAGACAUGCUCUGGUCCACACCGGGGAGAAGCCCUAUGAGUGCACACAGUGUGGGAAAUGCUUCACCCAGCGCUCCAAAAUGAAGUCACAUCAGAGAACUCACAUAGGAGAGAGUCCAGUGACUCAAUAUGUGGUACCUACAUACCCUGGGGAUCCACACACAAGUGUAAUGUUGUCUCAGAACAGAUGGAACAAAUAGUUCAUAAUUACAUAGUUUUUUUCUAUAACACUUUCUAUGUGAAAAUGUGGUACAGAAGGUAUUUUAAGACAUUUUGACCAGCUUUUUCAUCCAAUUGAUUUGUGAAAUGGUUUUCAUGUUUGACUGUUGACUGCUACUCGUUUUCAUUGGUGGUCCUCUGUAGCUCAACUGGUAGAGCACGGCGCUUGUAACGCCAAGGUAGUGGGUUCGAUCCCCGGGA
This is a messenger RNA of Coregonus clupeaformis (lake whitefish), 2059 nucleotides long. RefSeq names its product zinc finger protein 35-like. The transcript has 4 exons. Gene Ontology annotation, biological process: regulation of transcription by RNA polymerase II. Lineage: Eukaryota; Metazoa; Chordata; Actinopteri; Salmoniformes; Salmonidae. The record is from RefSeq and is a predicted model, not a curated record. Gene Ontology annotation, molecular function: DNA-binding transcription factor activity, RNA polymerase II-specific; RNA polymerase II cis-regulatory region sequence-specific DNA binding. Bases 619 to 1839 code for a protein of 406 amino acids.